Ectocarpus sp. CCAP 1310/34 is the source of this 953-nucleotide messenger RNA. Lineage: Eukaryota; Phaeophyceae; Ectocarpales; Ectocarpaceae. The record is from the annotation of a GenBank genome assembly.
AGAGGAGCGAGCAUAGGAGGGUAUCGGCAUCAUCCUGUAAUGUCGGGCGAGAGGGCAAAACUGGUUGGUCUCGGGCUUGUUCUUGCGGUCAUCGCCCGUUCAUACAUCAAAAGUGAUGUUUUCACGCAUGGCGUCAUGAUGAGUUCUACUGCCCGGUUUUUCGAAGACAACUUGUGUGAGGGACGGCAGCCGGCAGACCGGGAUGACUGCAAAGCCACGCUGGCGACGGUGCUUGCUCCUGCGAAGCUCUCUUGCAUGUCUGCUUUUCACGACUUCGUCCUUUGCCAACACCCCGCCGAGGGUGGUGGUGAUGGAAACAAGCGGCGCUGCCAGAAGGAGCAGCAGAAACGCUUCGAGUGCUUGCAGGCACACUUGAGACCCCACGGUUUCAGUGACGAGGAGAUCAUUCGGCUCCUCUACAAGACUCAGCAGCAGCCACCCCCGCAAUCAAAACCGUCCGUGGAGGUUUCAGACCACGUCAGGGAAGGAGACGAGAAGGCAAAGGUCAAUGAGAAGCCGGGCGAGGGUGAAAACGCGGGGGGCAAGGGUGUGAACCGUGGAGACGAGACUGUUGUAGAAAAAGGAGGGCCAAAGGUGGAGGAAGAACAUGAGCCGAAACAAGGCGGGGGCGGCGCGCGAUAGCGCGUGUAGAGCGCAGCUGUGGAGACUUCCCCGAGUUAACGUGUGUGUAUAGAGUCCCGCGUAAGCAGUAUAUCGAUGUGUCGUGUCCGUGUUGCGUAUGCAUGUCGCAUAAUCGACCACCUUCUCACACAUUUUGAAAGGUUUGUUGUAUCGGGAUGACAACCUCGCAAACACUUGCACAAGGGAUGUGUCUAUUCAAAGCAGUGCUUCCGUCUGACGCAUGGCAUACAGACGACUUACACGGCGUCUUUGUGUUUCGCGAAUCUUCGUGUAUCGCGCUGACUGUCACUACACGAAAAGAAAUGAUCAAC